AAGAAGCUAACGUUCAGCUGUAGAGGAACUGCAGCAUACACCGCUAAGCUAACGGCGGCUAAUGUUAGCGUGAUGACUCGUAGAAGCUGUAGACAUUCAGCAGUGAGGAACUAACGACGGAUUUGUGUGUGUGUGUGUUCACGUCUUGUUUACGACACAUCAUGAUGAUUAACUGUGAUUGUUAAAUCUGUCACUCACCAUCACUCAUGCAGUUCAUUCACCUUUGUGUGUGUGUGUGUGUGUGUGAGUAUGUGUGUGUGUGUGUGUGUGUGUGUGUGUGUGUGUGUGUGUAACCACUCUGUGUUCCUCUUUCAGGACGACUACAUUCCUUACCCGAGGAUCGAGGAGGUGUUGGAGAGGGGGGGGCCGUACCCGCAGGUUAUCUUGCCUGAGUUCGGAGGUUACUGGAUCGAGGACCCCGACGCUGAUCCACCCCUCUCAGAGAGGGGGGGGGGGGGCUCAGCCCCAGGGGAUUAUGGGUACCGGCUGGAGGAGGUCAGUGAGGCUGCACGAGCGUACAGGAAGCACUUCAUGGGCCAGGAACAUUUAAACUUCUCCUGCUCAGCCAGCAGCGUCGGAAACCUGCUGCUGUCAGUGAAGCACGAAGACGAGCCGGAGACGCUGCUCGUCAUCGUGCGGUCUCGGGUGAAAAGCGUCUUCAGCAGACUGUCCCUGACAGAACUGCCAGAGAUUCCCAGUGUACCAGAGCUCGCCAAGCUGCUGUGUAAUGAAGCAGCAGGUCUGCGCUUCAGCCCCGUCCUCUACCCGAAGGCGUCUCAGCUGAUAGUAAACUACGACGAGCACGAGAUCAACAACACCUUCAAGUUUGGAGUCAUUUACCAGAGGUUUGGACAGGUGUCGGAGGAGGAGCUGUUCAGGAACAAGGUGGAGACGCCGGCGUUCACAGAGUUCCUGCAGCUGCUGGGAGACACGGUGGAGCUGCAGGACUUCAGGGGCUUUCGGGGGGGUCUGGACGUGUCUCACGGUCAGACGGGGUCUCAGUCCGUCUACAGCGUCCACCGGCAGCAGGAGCUCAUGUUCCACGUCUCCACCAAACUGCCCUUCACCGAGGGAGACGCACAGCAGCUGCAGAGGAAACGCCACAUAGGAAACGACAUUGUUGCGGUAGUGUUCCAGGAGGAGGCCACGCCUUUUGUCCCCGACAUGAUCGCCUCCAACUUCCUGCACGCCUUCAUCCUGGUGCAGGUGGAGGAGCCCGGCUGUGACUGCACCUCCUACAAGGUGUCCGUCACAGCCCGAGAAGACGUUCCUCCGUUUGGCCCGCCCCUCCCAAAUCCAGCUGUUUUUAAGAAGGGUCCGGAGUUCAGAGAGUUUCUGCUCACUAAACUCAUCAACGCAGAGCUGGCCUGCUACAAGAGUGAACGCUUUGCCCGACUGGAGGAGCGUACCCGGGCUGCUCUGCUAGACAGCCUCUUGGAUGAACUGAACAGACGCUCUCAUUGCAUGCUGGGAUUGAUGUCAGGUCUCGAGGAGGAGGGGCGAGCCGAGAACGGACACGUCCACGGAGGUCUGCUGGAGUCUAUCAAGAGAGCGAUGCGAGGGCGGAGCGUCUCCAUGGAGACCAUGUCGCGGGGGGGGGGUGGCCUGCCCACCAGUCUGAGUGGGGGGGGUCUCGCACACAUCAGCGCCGAGUGUAACGUGAAAUCUCCCGUGAAGAGACGCUCAGGACUUUUCCCUCGUCUGCUGAGCGUCGACAGCCAAACAGAGAAACACAACCAGAGGAGUCUCCUCAGUGAGCAGAGGAGCUUCGACAGCUGCCACGCGACACCGGAGGUGAGAGAGCUGCCGCCCAGUCCCAGCUCUCCAGAGGCGGUGCAGCGGGACAGGAUUCACAUGAAGAAGGAGAGCAGUAAGAUUUCCAGAUCAACAUCCAGCAGCUGCAGCUUCGGCGUCUCCACUGCUGACGACACACAUCUGGCUGUGAUGGCAGAAAGUCAAAGUUCAAGUCCGCUCAUCAUCUGCAGCCCCUCAGAGCUGAAGAAUAAAAACUCUCCCAGAUCAAACCUCAAGUUUCGUUUUGACAGGUCGAGUCACUCUGCAGCAGGAAACUGAAGUGAGUGAGCAGACUAACAGGAGGAAGAGGAGGAACACACACACACACACACAUUUCUCUUGAGUAACGUUGGGAUUUAACCCUCGUGCCUCACUUUAGAAGCUCUGAAGUCCUUAAAUAAAAACAUAUUAAUUUCAUUUACACAGAGUUUAAUCUUUAAACUUGAGUUCUGAUCAAAACUACAAAUAUUAUUUUAUAAAAGUUUCACACGAACAUUUAAUGAUCUCAGGAAGUUUGAUCGUCUCACAUCGUGUGGAAACCAUGGAAACAGCACCGUCCCAAACAGGACAACAUGUGUUUCAAUGUGUGUGUGUUGGAUACACACUUUACUACACACUGUGUUACUUUAUUACACACUUUUUUACUUUUUACUUUAUUACUUUAUUGCACACUUUGUUACUUUAUUACUUUAUUACA
This is a messenger RNA of Cottoperca gobio, 2491 nucleotides long. Its product is annotated as rap1 GTPase-activating protein 2-like. Gene Ontology annotation, cellular component: plasma membrane; cytoplasm. Gene Ontology annotation, molecular function: GTPase activator activity. Gene Ontology annotation, biological process: regulation of small GTPase mediated signal transduction. NCBI's taxonomy places the organism in Eukaryota, Metazoa, Chordata, Actinopteri, Perciformes, Bovichtidae. The record is from RefSeq and is a predicted model, not a curated record.